This is a messenger RNA of Kwoniella botswanensis, 720 nucleotides long. RefSeq names its product CDP-diacylglycerol-serine O-phosphatidyltransferase. Gene Ontology annotation, cellular component: membrane. The transcript is spliced from 2 exons. Gene Ontology annotation, biological process: phospholipid biosynthetic process. The record is from RefSeq and is a predicted model, not a curated record. Bases 1 to 720 code for a protein of 239 amino acids. Lineage: Eukaryota; Fungi; Basidiomycota; Tremellomycetes; Tremellales; Cryptococcaceae. Gene Ontology annotation, molecular function: phosphotransferase activity, for other substituted phosphate groups.
AUGUCGCUCUCAGAGGAGAAAAAGAAAGCUUUACAGCAAUACAAGAAUGAUGAUGGCCAUUUCUCCCUUGUCCGUAAUUUCCGACUCGCCGACUUGAUCACCAUCAUGAACGGAGUGUGCGGUACACUCUCCAUCCUUUCCUCUGCUCGAUACCUAAUCUUAGCAUCUAACCUCAAGACUCCCCCUGCCGAGGCCAUCUCUACACUCUACUUCGCACACUUGCUUCCAAUCUUGGGAUUCGGGUUCGACGCUUUAGACGGGAAAGUAGCUAGGUGGAUGGGUGGAGGAUCAAUGUUAGGUCAAGAGAUGGAUUCCUUAGCCGAUCUAGUUUCUUUCGGUGUAGCCCCCGCAACUCUCGCUUUCACUUUAGGUCUCAGAACACCUUUGGAUACUUUGGCUUUGUUGUUGUUCGUUUCAUGUGGAUUGGCAAGAUUGGCAAGAUUCAACGCUACCGUCGCUCUCAUCCCUUCGGACGCUUCUGGUAAAUCAAAGUACUUCGAAGGUCUUCCUAUCCCCUCGAGUCUAUUUUUGACUUCCCUGAUGGCCUUUUGGGUUAAGAAAGACUGGUACGCCGGUGGCCAACAUGGUUUGUCGGAUGUACCAUUCGGUAAAGUUCUGUUGUGGGGUGAUAAAGGUGGUUAUGGCGAGGUUCAUGUAGCCGCUGCUAUCUUUGCGGUCUGGGGAGCUAUGAUGGUCAGUAAGACCUUGAGGGUGAGUUGA